AUGUCGUUGCCCAAACGAAUCAUCAAGGAGACCGAACGUCUCAUCGCCGAUCCCGCUCCAGGCAUCAGCGCAACCCCGCACGAGGACAACCUCCGAUACUUUGACGUCGUCAUCUCUGGUCCCACACAGAGCCCCUUCGAAGGCGGCGUCUUCCGUCUCGAGCUCUUCCUGCCCGAGGAAUACCCCAUGUCCGCGCCAAAGGUGCGCUUCCUUACCAAGAUUUACCACCCCAACAUCGACAAGCUCGGCCGCAUCUGUCUCGACAUCCUCAAAGACAAGUGGUCCCCAGCGCUCCAGAUCCGCACCGUCCUCCUCUCCGUCCAAGCACUGCUCUCCGCACCAAACCCGGACGACCCGCUCGCGAACGACGUCGCCGAACACUACAAGAAGGACGAAAAGGGAGCCAUCGAGGUCAGCAGACAGUGGACAGCCUUGUACGCAAAGUGA
This is a messenger RNA of Moesziomyces antarcticus, 447 nucleotides long. RefSeq names its product ubiquitin-conjugating enzyme. Gene Ontology annotation, molecular function: ubiquitin conjugating enzyme activity. The transcript is spliced from 4 exons. Gene Ontology annotation, biological process: DNA damage tolerance; protein K63-linked ubiquitination. NCBI's taxonomy places the organism in Eukaryota, Fungi, Basidiomycota, Ustilaginomycetes, Ustilaginales, Ustilaginaceae. Bases 1 to 447 code for a protein of 148 amino acids. The record is from RefSeq and is a predicted model, not a curated record. Gene Ontology annotation, cellular component: nucleus.